Messenger RNA from Aspergillus candidus, 1647 nucleotides. RefSeq names its product NTF2 and RRM domain protein. The record is from RefSeq and is a predicted model, not a curated record. Gene Ontology annotation, biological process: ribophagy; protein deubiquitination. NCBI's taxonomy places the organism in Eukaryota, Fungi, Ascomycota, Eurotiomycetes, Eurotiales, Aspergillaceae. Gene Ontology annotation, cellular component: cytosol; ribonucleoprotein complex; Ubp3-Bre5 deubiquitination complex. Gene Ontology annotation, molecular function: mRNA binding. The transcript has 3 exons. Bases 1 to 1647 code for a protein of 548 amino acids.
AUGGCCGACACUGCCCAGGUUCCCGUCAACGGCACCUUCCCGGCGCAACACGUCUACCCGGACUCCUACAGCCACGUCCCCGCCCCCAUGAACAGUGCGGCGAAUUUCCAGCCGGCGCCCUCCUCCACCCCGAGCAAUGCGCCCGUCCCCGACCAGAAGAACAGCAUCUCCAAGGAUGAGGUUGGCUGGUACUUUGUCGAGCAGUACUACACCAACAUGAGCCGCAGCCCGGAAAAGCUGCACCUCUUCUAUUCGCGCCGCUCGCAGUUGGUCUUUGGCACCGAGGCCGAGUCCGUUCCCGUCGCCGUCGGUCAAAAGGCCAUCAACGAUAAGAUCAAGCAGCUGGACUUCCAAGAAUGCAAGGUCCGUGUCCUCAACGUGGACUCCCAGGCCUCGUUCGACAACAUCUUGGUCUCGGUCAUCGGUGAGAUCUCCAACAAGUCCGAGCCCUCCCGCAAGUUCGUCCAGACCUUCGUGCUGGCCGAACAGCCCAAUGGCUACUACGUGCUCAAUGACAUCUUCCGGUACCUGGUGGAGGAGGAGGAAGAGGUCGUGAACGAGGAGUCGGCCCCCGCCCCGGCCGCGGCCCCUGCGGCCCCUGCCGAGAAGCCCGCCGUCGAAGCUGUGGCCCCGGCCGCCGAGGAGGCCGCCCCGGCCGCGGUGGAUGACGCCCCCGCCAGCGAGGAAGCGGUCGCCGCGGUCCAGGCUGAGGAGAAGGUUGAGAAGCCCGAGGAGAAUGGCGCCGAAGUGCAACCGGAGGCACCGGCCCCUCAGACCAACGGAGCUCAGGUUGAGGCGGCUACGGAGGUUGCCAAACCGACCGAGCCCGAAGUGGUCCAGCCCGAGAAGCCCGCCACCCCCGAGCCCACCCCCGAGCCCACCCAGGCGCCGGUGCAGGAGGCGCCCGCACCCGCCAAGGAGAAUGUGCCCCCCGCCCGCGCGGUUCCCAAGACGUGGGCCAACAUCGCGUCCAAGAUUACCGGUGCGGCGGCUCCCGUCGUGCCGGCCGUCCCCGCCGCGCCCGCCGCGCCCGCUAAGCCUGCUGCUGCUGCUGCUGCUACUGCUGCCCCUGCUGCCGCUGCCGCUCCUACCGCUCCUGCCAGUGGCUCUGCGCCCGCCCCGGCGGCCGCCCCCGCCGCGGCUCCGGAGAGCACCCCGGCCCAGCCGUCGACUGAUAGCGCGGGGUGGCAGACGGCCGGCCACGAACACAAAAAGACCCAGUCCCGUGCGGGUGAGGAACAGGGGGUCCAGGCGUACGUGAAGAACGUGACCGACAAGGUGGACGCGUCUUUGCUGCGUCAGGCCCUUUCCCGCUUUGGCAAGCUCAACCACUUUGAUGUGAGCCGCACCAAGAACUGUGCGUUUGUCGAGUUUGCGGACGCCGCUGCCUACGCGGCGGCCACCGCGGCCAACCCCCACCAGAUCGGCACGGAGAAGAUCUACGUGGAGGAGCGGCGCCCGCGUGCUAGCGCCUACGGUAAUGCCAACUACGGCGCGGGACGCGGUGGUGCUGGACGCGGCCGUGGUGACCGUGCCGGCAGCCAGGGUCGGGGUGGUUUCCAGCGGGAUGGCCGUGGCGGGUUUGCUCCUCGCGGCCGGGGCGGCCACGCGCACGCUAAGAGCCGCAACCAGUCCCAGGGAGCUUAA